Messenger RNA from Ostertagia ostertagi, 399 nucleotides. Lineage: Eukaryota; Metazoa; Nematoda; Chromadorea; Rhabditida; Trichostrongylidae. The record is from the annotation of a GenBank genome assembly.
AUGGCACGGGCUGCAUGUGGUGUGGCUACAGACUACUGGCAUAUUUAUGCAGUGGGCGGUCACAACACUGUAAGUUGCUUGGAGGUAGUUGAAAGCUACGACAUUCAUCGAAAUGAGUGGACCGAUGUGGCACCGAUGAAUGCACGCCGAUGUGGGGUAUCUGUCUCCUUUCUUAAUCGUGGUUCUUUAUACGCUGUCGGAGGAUCAGACGAAACAUCUGUUUUGAACACCGUGGAAAGGCUAGACUCACGAGAGGGUAAAUGGGAGUACGUCUGUCCGAUGUCAACACAACGAAAAUAUUUGGGAACUGCAGUGAUCGAUGACUGCUUGUACGCAGUUGGAGGACGAGAUGGCUCCAACUGCCCACUGAGUUCGGUAGAGAAAUAUGAUCCCACGCAA